Molecule: messenger RNA, 1182 nt
Organism: Tripterygium wilfordii
Lineage: Eukaryota; Viridiplantae; Streptophyta; Magnoliopsida; Celastrales; Celastraceae
Product: aquaporin NIP1-1-like
Exons: 5
Coding region: 149-997 (282 amino acids)
Biological process (GO): transmembrane transport
Cellular component (GO): membrane
Molecular function (GO): channel activity
Source: RefSeq, a predicted model, not a curated record
UUUUAGUCAAUUGAAAAGGCCCAAAUCUCUGGUAAAUUUGGAUCAUAUAACCACCAGCUCACCUAUAAAAAACGACCCACCUUGUUUCUUGUUGCUCAUUCAAGAUUUCCUCCACUGGAGAAAGCUGUAGGAGAGAUCAAACAAAGACAUGGAGGAGAGUUCCAGCCAUGGAGGCGUUGCAUUAGAUGUGAAAGGUGGUGGCGAUCCUUCCAAUCUCACAUCUCUCCCCACUUCUUCCAAAAUCAAGGAUGAUUCAAGCCUCACUUUUUCUGUUCCUUUCUUCCAAAAGUUGAUGGCAGAGUUGGUGGGGACAUAUUUCUUGAUAUUUGCUGGGUGUGCUUCUGUGACUGUGAACAAAGACUUUGAGGGGGUGGUUACCCUUCCAGGAAUAUCAAUUGUCUGGGGUUUGGUUGUGAUGGUCUUGGUUUACUCUGUUGGUCACAUCUCUGGUGCACAUUUUAACCCUGCUGUCACCAUUGCUCAUGCUACUUGCAAGAGAUUUCCAUGGAAACAGGUGGCACCCUAUGUGCUGUGUCAAGUAAUUGGUUCAACCUUGGCUGCUGGGACUCUUAGGCUGCUAUUUAGUGGGCAUCAAGACCAAUUUGCAGGAACAAAGCCGGCGGGAUCCGAUUUACAAUCUUUCGUGAUAGAGUUCAUAAUCACAUUCUACCUCAUGUUUGUCAUUUCUGGUGUUGCAACUGAUAACAGAGCUAUUGGUGAACUUGCAGGUCUUGCAGUCGGUGCAACGGUCCUACUUAACGUGAUGAUUGCAGGACCAAUAUCAGGAGCAUCCAUGAAUCCGGCUAGAUCGUUGGGGCCUGCCAUUGUUUCAGGUGAAUACAAGGGCAUAUGGAUAUACUUGGUAGCUACGACCAUCGGAGCAAUAGCGGGGGCAUGGGUGUAUAACAUGGUCAGGUACACAGACAAGCCGUUGCGCGAGAUUACAAAGAGUGCUUCUUUCAUAAAGAGCGCAACCAAAAGCAAUGGUUCUGGUUGACAAUAAUAAGAAGUUUGUGUUGCCUAUUACCUUAUCAACUUGACUAGUCUUUUUUUCCUUCUCCUUUCCUUUGUCCCCUGUUGUCUGUUAAGUUUAUGGAGAUUUAUCAAGGUCAAUAGACAGCAAAAAAAGAAAGAAAAUGCAUCUGUCAUUCUAGGGCAGCAAUAAAGAUGGAUACUUGAGCA